GAAAAAAAUCCCAAACGAAGAUGAUAUGGAAUCUAAGAAAGAGAGUGAGUAGGAAAUACCUGUGAGGGAGGGAGGCAAGCAAGCAAGCAUCACGUUUGCUGCUCUUUACAGUGAAUGACAAUUUUGCCCUUGACUCUCCAAGUCCCAAUCCCAUGUUCCGAAGGUGGUUGUGUACCUCUCUCCCUCACUCCCUCCCCACCUUCCCACUAAUAACCGCCAAACCCAAACCCACGCGCCUCUCCAUCUCCCUCACGCGCCUCUCCAUACCCGCGCGCCACUCUUACUCAUCUAGAAUGGGCGACACCAACCGGAUCCCUUCCAUUGACAAAGCCGACCGCUCCGAACUCCUCCGCUCGCUCGAAUCCUCACUCGGAUCCUCAUUCAGCUCCGAACCCCUCCGACCCGAACCGAAUCCGCUCAUAAUCGUCAUCUGCGGCCCCAGCGGCGUCGGCAAGGAUGCACUCAUCCAACGCCUCCGGGACUCCCGCCGCAACCUUCACUUCGUCAUAACUGCCACCACGCGCCCGAAGCGCCCUACCGAAGUUCACGGCCAGGACUACUACUUCGUCUCGAAGGAGGAGUUUCUCUCCAUGGUGGAGGGCGACGAGCUUCUCGAGUACGCGCUGGUGUACGGUGACUAUAAGGGCGUGCCGAAGCAGCAGAUCAGAGAGUUCAUGGCGAAGGGUUAUGAUAUUGUGCUUAGGGUUGAUAUACAGGGCGCGCAGACGCUGAGGAAGGUGCUAGGGAAAUCGGCGGUGUUUAUUUUUCUGGUGGCGGAGAGUGAGGCGGCGAUGGUGGAGAGGCUGGUGGAUCGGAAAACGGAGACGGUGGAGUCGCUGCUUGUGAGGAUAGCGACGGCGAAGGAGGAGGUGAAGCACGUGAAGAAUUUUGAUUACUGUGUAGUGAAUGCGCAGGGGAAGCUUGAGAAUGCGGUGAAGCUUGUGGAGUCUAUUAUUGAUGCGGAGAAAGCUAGGGUUAGACAGAGGAGUGCCGUCAUAUAGGUUUUUGAUGUAUAACAGUUGAUAUGCUGAGGAAUCUACUACAAUUUUCAUGUGUGAGCUCUUCUGGUCUUGAUGAUAUCUUCAUGGGCAGAGACAUGUCAUAAUGCUGUUUCUGAUUCUUGCCGCAGCAGCAUUAGAUGGAGUAAGUGUUGAAUUCUUGGUGAAUAGAAUUUAGCAGUACCUAAUAUGAUUUGUUUAAUUUUGUUCGUUGAUCUGGUAGGAUAUUUUGAUGCAGACAUUCAAUUGAAUUCACUGGAUGAAAGAGUGCACUGAUCUGAUGUAAGCUUUCAAACUGAUUCAUGAGACAAUGGAAUUAAUCAGAGCUGUAUUCAGCUCAAACUUAAAUGCAGUUUUUACUUUUUUUUA
Molecule: messenger RNA, 1367 nt
Organism: Arachis duranensis
Lineage: Eukaryota; Viridiplantae; Streptophyta; Magnoliopsida; Fabales; Fabaceae
Product: guanylate kinase 3, chloroplastic
Exons: 2
Coding region: 153-1001 (282 amino acids)
Biological process (GO): purine nucleotide metabolic process
Cellular component (GO): cytosol
Molecular function (GO): GMP kinase activity
Source: RefSeq, a predicted model, not a curated record